AUGAAUCGAGGGCUGAUACUAAGGUUUGAAAAUCUGGUGCAGUUACGUGGUGCUUGCCAACAGCUGCAUAGUCUCUCCUGCCGAAGGGUGAACAGAGCACAAUGGAAGCCUGUGCAGGCCUCUGCACAGCCCGUGUGGUCCUUGCUGCUGUAUCCACGGUUCUGGCAGAAAGACAAAUUAGCCACUAUUGCCUUAUCGCAACACAGACAUCUAGCUACAAAGGAGGAGACAAAAAAGAAGAAAACAAAGAUCCCACUGACAAAAGGUGAAGUGGAGAUAAGGCAGAAGAUGACUGUUGGGGAACUUGCACAAGCUAUGGGUAAAGAUGUAGAUCAUAUUUAUGAAGCACUGCUGUACACAGACGUUGACCUUGAUUCACUAGAACGAGAUUCUGUCUUAUAUGAAGACCAAAUCAAGCUAAUUGUUAAAAAAUCAGGAAUGAAAUAUAAAUCAGCAAAACUGAAAGAGGAAAAAGAAAGAAUAAACACAGAUGCUGUGAAAAGGCCUCCUCCAGACCCAGCAGUACUAACCCCACGGCCCCCGGUUGUAACUAUCUUGGGCCAUGUUGAUCAUGGGAAAACAACCUUACUUGACAGUCUCCGGAAGACUCAAGUGGCAUCAAUGGAAGCAGGAGGCAUCACACAGCACAUUGGUGCUUUUCUUGUCCAUUUGCCCUCUGGGGAAAAGAUUACUUUUCUUGAUACUCCUGGACAUGCAGCUUUUUCAGCCAUGCGAGCAAGAGGUACACAUGUUACUGACAUAGUCAUUCUGGUGGUAGCAGCAGAAGAUGGAGUGAUGCAACAAACUAUUGAAUCCAUUCAGCAUGCUAAAAAUGCAGGAGUUCCUCUUAUCCUCGCCAUUAAUAAAUGUGACAAACCUGAAGCUGAUCCUGAAAGAGUAAAGAAGGAAUUGCUGGCUCAUGAUGUGGUCUGUGAAGAGUUGGGAGGUGAUGUUCAAGCUGUAAAUAUUUCUGCACUUAAGGGUGAAAAUCUGAUGGUUUUGGCAGAAGCAACUGUUGCUUUAGCAGAGAUGUUAGAACUGAAGGGAGAUCCCACAGGUCUGGUAGAGGGGACUGUGAUUGAGUCUCGAAAAGAUAAAGGAAAAGGUCCACUUACCACAGCUAUAAUCCAAAGAGGAACUCUGAGAAAAGGCUGUGUUCUGGUUGCAGGGAAGACAUGGGCAAAAGUGCGUUUCAUGUUUGAUGAGAAUGGGAAGUCUGUAGAUGAAGCCUCUCCAGGCAUCCCAGUGGAAAUUAUGGGCUGGAAAGAAGUUCCUUCAGCGGGAGAUGAAAUCCUUGAAGUAGAAUCUGAGCAAAGGGCACAUGAAGUUGUGGCUUGGAGAACCUAUGUUGAACAACAGGAGAAGAUGAAAAAGGAUGUAGAAGUUAUUGAAGCAAAGCAAAAGGAACACAGGAUAGAAUAUGAGAAGAAGCAACAGAAGUUUGCCCAUCUGACCUGGAGACAGAGGAAGGCAGUGCUGUACAAAGCCAAUAAGCACCUCAUGUUUUCAAAGCCUAAAGAGAGAACAGAAACGGACAAAAAUGUGCUGUCAGUAAUUGUCAAAGGUGAUGUGGAUGGAUCUGUUGAAGCUAUUCUGAACAUUCUGGAUAGCUAUGAUGCUGAUGAGGAAUGUAAAUUGGAUAUCCUUCAUUUUGGAAUGGGAGAUAUCAGUGAAAGUGAUAUAACCCUUGCUGAAGCAUUUAAUGGUGUUGUAUUUGGAUUCAGUGUGAAAGCCAAUGAAAAUAUUAAAAAGAUGGCUGCUAAAAAGGGAAUAAAAAUUAAGCUUCACAAUAUCAUCUACAAACUUAUUGAAGACUUGAAAGAUGAGCUAAACAGCAGACUGCCCCCAGCUGUGGUGGAGAACACAGUAGGGGAAGCUUCUGUUCUUGACACCUUCUCUGUAACAGUAGGAAAAAACAAAAUUCCAGUAGCUGGAUGCAGAGUACAGAAGGGGAUGCUAGACAAAAAACUUCAAUUUAAAUUAAUCCGCAAAGGGGAUGUUAUUUGGAAAGGAUCUUUAUCAUCACUGAAGCAUCAUAAAGAUGAUGUCCAGGUAAUAAAAAUGGGUAUGGAUUGUGGAUUGAGCUUGGACAAGUAUAUAGAAUUCAAUAUUGGAGACGAAAUUAUCUGUUAUGAAGAAAAAGAAGUUCAACAGACAACUUCCUGGGAUCCAGGAUUUUAACAUACGUUAACACUAAAGGACAUUUAUUACUCCUGGCUGGCCUUCAGGUCUUAACAUUAAACGAACUUUUGAGAU
Chaetura pelagica (chimney swift) is the source of this 2256-nucleotide messenger RNA. RefSeq names its product mitochondrial translational initiation factor 2 (gene MTIF2). The record is from RefSeq and is a predicted model, not a curated record. Gene Ontology annotation, molecular function: GTPase activity; GTP binding; translation initiation factor activity. The transcript has 13 exons. Gene Ontology annotation, biological process: translational initiation. The coding region runs from base 1 to 2181 and encodes 726 amino acids. NCBI's taxonomy places the organism in Eukaryota, Metazoa, Chordata, Aves, Apodiformes, Apodidae.